AUGGCAGCGAAGUGGUGGUUCAUCGCCUCCCUGCUGCUCUGCCUCGCCGUCGCGUCAGCGGCGGCAAGAGCAAUGCCGCGCGACUGCGACACCGCCAUCUUCGCGGCGGCCGCGGGCGACGACGACGAAGACAAUGCCAGCGCCGGCGCCGUGGACGAGGCCACCAAGACCGCCGACGUGUUUGGCGGCCGGACCAGCGGCGGCGGCCUCUUCGGCGGCGUUCACGGCCCGCUGGGCGGUGGCGUCGCUGGGUUCGGCCCGUUCGGUGGCGCCGUCGCCGGCGCGGGCCCGUUCGGUGGGUUCGGUGGCGGUGGCGGCGCCGGCGCCGGCGGCGUCCCGUAA
This is a messenger RNA of Sorghum bicolor (sorghum), 342 nucleotides long. Its product is annotated as glycine-rich cell wall structural protein. The transcript has a single exon. The record is from RefSeq and is a predicted model, not a curated record. Bases 1 to 342 code for a protein of 113 amino acids. Lineage: Eukaryota; Viridiplantae; Streptophyta; Magnoliopsida; Poales; Poaceae.